Molecule: messenger RNA, 3379 nt
Organism: Exophiala dermatitidis NIH/UT8656
Lineage: Eukaryota; Fungi; Ascomycota; Eurotiomycetes; Chaetothyriales; Herpotrichiellaceae
Product: chromosome transmission fidelity protein 4
Exons: 2
Coding region: 364-1410 (348 amino acids)
Source: RefSeq, a predicted model, not a curated record
CGAGCAGCGCCAAAGGAUCUCCGGUUGUGCAGGAAGAAGAAGCCAGCAUACUUCACCGGAGAGCUGAGGGUUGAAUCAGCUCGUGCAGUGGUCAAACACAAAGAUCGCGAUUCGGUGCUGGCCGUCAGCUGGAGCAGUCAGUGCCGUUCAAUUGGCGGGCGACGUCAUUUGCGCUGCACGCGCCUCGUCCCCGUCCGGUUCUGGCCCUCGCAUGAUUCAAGUUCUAUUCUUCGGUCGCUCGUCUUCACAUCUGGAACCAUGCUCCAGAGAUCUGCCAGUGCCUCACUUACCUGGGCACGCCUGCGAUAUCUUUGACUGCAAGUUUUCGGCCAGUCUGAUCUCAAUAAUGCUCUCUCCGCCCAGAUGACCUCCAGGCCAGUGCGGAAGCUCCGGACAGCUGCUCCUCGUCCCUCUUCGAGUCUGGCUUCACGAUGGGCUGCUCUGCAUCCACCGGUCCGGACUGGCGGUCUAUCCCGUUCGAGGUCUACAACAACUCCUGGUCCAUCGCCGCGGCAGGUAUUGUCCAAGAGGCAUCUUGCUCAAGUUCGGCCAGAGCCCAUCUCCGAGGUGUGGUUCACUUCGUCGUGUCCGAAACCCAGUCCUGCGGAUGACCUGCUUGGCCCAUCCACGCCGGGAAACAAUAAAGGAGCGCAAGACCACCAGCCGCCUGACGAGCGCUUGGUUAGGCUAGGAAAAACAUUGAGAACGCUGUCUCCUCUACUACCCGAUAUCCUCACCACUCCACUCCCCCAUGAAAUACUCUCGCCCGACAUUUCAUUACACCUUUUUCCUUCCACCCAUCCUCACCUUCCCGCAGUCAAGGGCCGCGUUGCAUACCGCGCUGCACUAUGGACAGCUCCAGUGGCGUGGGGCUCCUUGCCGAUCCUAGGCAAUGUCAAGCUCAAGAUCAUCUCCGAGAAGAUCGUGCGUACUGGGUUGAGAUAUGCAAUACCUGAUGACCAAGCCUCAGAUCUGAUGGAGGAGAAGCUCGUGGUGCGCUGGAAAACCGAGCCCAAACAGAAUGGAACUGAAAACCCAUCCUCAGACGCGGGAGCCUCGAGCGCCGCCGACUCCAAUGCACUCUCGCAAGGCGGGAUCAACCGCGGCCUGUCAAAGCUUCUUGGUGGUGAUAAACCAAUUCUCAAUCUGAACAAUGGCGACGAGUUCACAGGCCUCUUCAUAUUUACUUUCGAUUCCAAGGGCCGCAUCGCUAGCCAUACUAUCGAACACGCCGACGAGAACAAUGGCUUCGAUAAGACGAGCAAGGUGGUCACCUUGACUGACUGGUUGCUGGGCAAGGCCAAAUGGGGCCGAGGCAGAGACAAAGAGCAGGAUAUCAUGCCCGGACUCGCCAUGAGGGUCUGCCGCGAUGAGUGGAAUGAUCGCAGACAUUUGCCCAAACCUCAGUGAAACAGCACGUUGGAUGGACCCGCGAGGGCGGAUGGGAGAAAAUGCCAAUUGCUGCCCAUCCUCGAUAUCCACCACAUACCACAAAAAGUAACGACAGGCAACGGCUCUUUUGAAAUGCCCAAUAUUGAUACCCUCCACUCUACGGACAAGGCGGAUGAAAAGUCUGAUGAAUCAUACGGCAAUAAGCCCUCACUCCCCUCUAACAUAGGUAGCUGAUGUCCCUAUUAUUGUGGCUAUAACUUGCGGCAAAACUAACGUACGUUCCUUUGGACAUAAGUGACCCGUAGGUUUACAACCCUGUCUCAACGCACUUCAGGUAUGCUAGAAGCCACAGGACUUUGCAAACGAAAAACAGUUUAUGCCAUUUUGUCUACUAUUGCGCUUUCAUAUCUGUCGCAUGCCGAUUGAGUUUUUGGGGAAGCGCCUUUAACCAGGAGAUCUUAAGAGGAUCCCGAGGCUGAAAAGGGGAAUUCGUUCCUAGCCACUGCUUCCUUAAAGCGUCUCCUCCAGAGCCAAUACCUAAACGUAAAAGUCAGUACGCGCAGACAAACGAGGAUCCGACAGGGGAGUAAGCAGACUUACCAAAGCCGUCCGCGCUGGAAUAUACACCUGGGUGUAGUUCUUCCGGUUAUUCCAGGGGAAGUCCGUGGUGAAGAACCUUGUGUCCUUUGCAUUUCUGCCAAAGCCACCGUGCUCCGGUGCAUCUGUGUCAAUGACAAUCCUGUACACGCCCGCCUGUUCCACGCCUACACGAUAGUCCGCAAACGAGUUGGUGGGAUGGAAGUUGAAAAUCCAGAGCAGUCCGGCCCGCUCAAACACAAGGACCUUGUCGCCUUCAUGCUUCAGCGAGACGUAUGCCUGCGGUGAAUGAAGCCAGCCAUACUUCUCCUCCGUCCACUGCAUUGUGCGGUCGAAUUCGUUCAGGAACUUGUAUCGGAGCAGAUGGUCCUCGGUCAAAUUGAACUGCCUCCGGGCGUACCAGAAGGAGUUGUCGUUUCCUGCGCGAGGAAAAUCGAGCCAUUCCGGAUGGCCGAACUCAUUCCCCUCGAAGUUAAGGUACCCUUCGCCACCAAGGCCGUGGACGACCAGGCGAAUCAUCUUAUGAAGCGACAUUGCUCGCUCAAUCUUGGGGGUGAGCUCCGUCAGCGUGGACAUGUGGGUGUACAUUUCAGCGUCCGCCAGCCACAUCAUCAAUGACUUAUCCCCCACCAGCGCCUGGUCGUGGGACUCGGCAUACGCAAUCGUCUUUUCACCGUGCCGCCGGUUGGUCAGGGUGAAGGAAAUGUUUCCAAUAUCCCAUUCAUCAUCCGAUUUUUCUUUCAGUAACUUGAUCCACAUAUCCGGAAUGGCCAUGGCAAGCCGAUAAUCGAAGCCCACGCCACCCAGAGACAGUUUCAGACACAGGGCAGGCAUCCCAGAGACAUCUUCGGCAACUGUGAUGCACUCGGGAUAUAGGUCAUGGAGCAUCUCGUUUGCCAGCAUCAAAUACACAACGCCAUCUUCGUCAACAGAAGGACCAAAAUACUCGUGGUAACCUCCUGAGAAACCCGUGCCUAUGCCGUGGUGAGUGUAAAGCAUGGAAGUCACGCCGUCAAACCGGAAGCCAUCGAACUGGUAUUCUUCCAUCCAGAAACGGAGGUUUGACAACAGGAAGCGUAGAACUUCAUGGUGACCAUAGUUGAACAGGCGGGAAUCCCACAACUCAUGCCGGCCCUUGGCACCUUCGUGAAAGUAUAGGUGAUCACUACCGUCAAACAUGUUGAGACCAUCCAAGGUGUUUUUGCUCGCGUGUGAGUGCACAACAUCCAGAAGAACGGUGAGGCCCAUUCCGUGUGCGGUGUCAAUGAGCUCCUUCAGAUCCUCCGGGGUGCCGUAGCGAGAACUGGCUGCAAAGAAGGUGUUGACUUGAUAUCCAAAGCUAGCAUAAUAGGCGUGUUCCAUGAUGGCCAUCAGUUGAAUGACAUUGUAC